Ornithorhynchus anatinus (platypus) is the source of this 2663-nucleotide messenger RNA. It is a transcript of the gene SLC26A3, whose product is annotated as solute carrier family 26 member 3. The coding region runs from base 79 to 2355 and encodes 758 amino acids. Gene Ontology annotation, cellular component: membrane. Gene Ontology annotation, molecular function: secondary active sulfate transmembrane transporter activity; bicarbonate transmembrane transporter activity; oxalate transmembrane transporter activity. NCBI's taxonomy places the organism in Eukaryota, Metazoa, Chordata, Mammalia, Monotremata, Ornithorhynchidae. The transcript has 20 exons. The record is from RefSeq and is a predicted model, not a curated record. Gene Ontology annotation, biological process: transmembrane transport.
UUUAACCGGGGAGAGGCACGGCGAGAGGGUCGGGCGUUCCAAAUCCGGCCCGCCGCUGGGAAGAGCCGUCCCGGGAAGAUGAUCGAACCCUUGGGAAAUCAGUACAUCGUGGCCCGGCCCGUGUACACGGAGAGUACCUUCAGCGCGGACCACAGGAAGUUGGACCGACACCAUGCCACCGUCCUGGACCGGCUGAGGCCGUGCUGCCGCUGCUCCUCCAAAAGGAUCAAGACCAUCGGCCUCUCGCUGCUCCCCAUCACCUCCUGGUUGCCCGCCUACCGUCUCAAAGAGUGGCUUCUCAGCGACGUGGUGUCCGGGAUCAGCACGGGGCUCGUGGCCGUCCUGCAAGGCCUGGCCUUCUCCCUCCUGGUCAACAUCCCCCCGGAAUACGGGUUGUACGCGGCCUUUUUCCCGGUCGUCGUCUACUUCUUCUUCGGCACAUCCCGACACAUAUCCGUGGGCCCGUUCCCGGUUCUGAGCAUGAUGGUGGGCGCGGUGGUGUCCAGACUGGUCCCUGACCCAGCGACCUUCCUGGGGAUGGCGGCGGCGGGAACGGAUAACACAACAUCGCUGGACCAACAGAGGGUGGUGGUGGCCUCCACGGUCACGGUGCUGGCCGGCAUCAUUCAGCUGGCCCUGGGAGCCCUGCAGGUGGGCUUCAUCGUCAUCUACCUGUCCCAGUCCCUGAUCAGCGGCUUCACGACGGCAGCAGCCAUCCACGUGGUCGUGUCCCAGCUGAAGUUCAUGCUCCAGUUGAAGGUUCCCGCCCACUCCGACCCGUUCUCCAUUUUCAAAGUUCUGCAGUCGGUCUUCACCCAGAUAGAGGACACAAAUGUGGCCGAUCUUGUGACUUCGGUGAUUAUCUUGGUCGUCGUGUUCUUGGUCAAGGAGGUCAACCAGCGGUUCAAAGCCAAGCUGCCCGUGCCCAUUCCCAUUGAGCUCAUCAUGACAGUCAUAGCGGCGGGAGUGUCCUACAGCUUUAACUUCAAGGACCGGUUCAACGUGGCAGUGGUGGGGAAGAUGCCAAGCGGAUUCCAAGCACCGACUUUGCCCGACAUGAACAUUUUCCAAGCAACCAUCGGAGAUGGCUUCUCCAUUGCGAUAGUUGGCUUUGCAGUGGCCUACUCGGUGGCCAGCGUCUAUUCCCUCAAGUACGACUACCCCAUCGACGGCAACCAGGAACUCAUCGCCUUUGGGUUGAGCAACAUCUUCGGGGGGUCGUUCAAGGGCUUCGCCAUCAGCACUUCGCUCUCCCGCUCGGGUGUGCAGGAGAGCACCGGAGGCAAAACACAGAUUGCGGGGAUCCUGUCGGCCAUCAUUGUCAUGAUUGUGACCCUGGCCAUCCUCUUCCUUCUAGAGCCCCUCCAGAAGUCGGUCCUGGCAGCGCUGGCUCUGGGCAAUCUGAAGGGGAUGCUGAUGCAGUUCGCGGAGAUUCGCAGCCUGUGGCGACGAGACAAGUAUGACUGUCUGAUCUGGGUGGUGACCUUCCUGGCGGCAGUCAUCCUGGGGCUGGGCUUGGGCCUGGCGGCCGGGGUGGCGUUUCAGCUCCUCACGAUCGUGUUCCGGACCCAGUUCCCCAAAUGCAGCGUGCUGGCCAACGUCGGGCAGAGCAACGUCUACAAGAACCGGAAGGACUAUCCCGAGAUCUACGAGCCGGAGGGAGUAAGGAUCUUUCGGUGCCCGUCCCCCAUCUACUUCGCCAACAUCGAUUUCUUUAAAAAGAAGCUUAUAGAUGCGGUCGGAUUCGAUCCUGUUCGAGUUUUGCGGAAGCGGAAUAGAGCUCUGAAGAAAAUCAAAAAGCUGCUGAAGAAGGGACAGCUGCAGCUCACCCCGAAAGGCUUCCUCUGCACCUCGGACAACCUGAAAGAUUCAGACGACGAACUGGACGCCCACGAGGCGGAGGAACUGGAUCGGCCAAUCGGCCCCUCCGACCUGCCCGCUGACAUCGACUGGAACGCAGAUCUCCCCGCCAACCUCGUGGUUCCCAAAAUUGACACCCACAGCCUCAUCCUCGACUUCGCGGCGGUGUCAUUUCUGGACGUGUCUUCGAUGAGGGGUCUCAAAUCGAUUUUGCAAGCAUUCGUCAGGGUCAACGUGGAGGUCUACAUCACCGGAGCCGACGGCGACUUUAUAGAAAAACUCGAACGGUGUGACUUCUUCGACGAGGAGGUCAAAGCCUCGAUCUUUUUCCUGACCGUUCACGACGCCGUGCUGCACGCCCUGACGAAACGGGAUGGCGGCGUCUCCAAGCUGCCCCCCUUCCAGGAGAGAGUCUGCACGCCGGAUUUUGCCUUGAGGCGGAACGGAGCUCUGCGCAAUCGAGAAUGCCUGGUGCCGAUCGAAACCAAAUUCUAGCCCAGUCACGCCGCGGGGGCCUCGCGGAGACACCCAGAACCGCCCCCCGCCGCCCCCGGGCCCGGAGAUGGCAGCCUUCCGGCUCGGGGGACUCCGGAAGGAAUAUCUUCCUUCGGAGGAAUUGUGUUUCGAGCUUUGGGACAAGACCGUUCCGGCGCGGAGGAGUUUUCGCGAACACAGAACGAACGGAUGCAGACGCUCCUGAUUCCACGCUCUGCAGACGUGCGGCGGAGAGGAAACGGUGCCAUGUAUAUAUGUAUUUAUGUAGGGCUGACGCUCUCCAAGUCUCUCGCUGGGAGCAUCGGGGG